Molecule: messenger RNA, 2359 nt
Organism: Trematosphaeria pertusa
Lineage: Eukaryota; Fungi; Ascomycota; Dothideomycetes; Pleosporales; Trematosphaeriaceae
Product: E3 SUMO-protein ligase PIAS1
Exons: 6
Coding region: 356-2032 (558 amino acids)
Biological process (GO): protein sumoylation
Molecular function (GO): zinc ion binding; SUMO ligase activity
Source: RefSeq, a predicted model, not a curated record
GCCUCCGCGAGAGCCGCCAGACAAGUCGCAGACGACUGCGGCUGCGACAGCUCGCUUUCCCGUGCCUCUGGACCCUCUGCCUGCUGGCCGGCUCUGCGCUUGGCUGAGUUUGCAUUGCCUGGGCUGCCUUGUGCUCCCACGAUAAUCUGGAAGUCGCUACCGAGACCCAUCGGACCGUUGAAACCUCACGUCUCUCCCCUUCACCGGCAGUCUCGCACUCCUCAUUCACCCGCGACAUCGGUGCCUAAUAAACACGCUGCCCUCAUGUCUCCGCGCCCAGAACCUUCGUGGUAGCACCUCUUCGGCCCCUCUGCUUCGAUUCUCAGUCCUCUACCGCAGCCGCCGCGCACCAGCAAUGGCUUCCUCGAGCUUGCAACAAAUGGCACCGACCCUGAUCAGCCGGUCCAAGACUCUAAUCAACAAUGACCUGAAGCGGAUAUGCAAAGAGGAGGGCCUCUCGCAGACUGGAGUCAAGGCCGUCCUCCAAAACCGAGUUAUCGACCUCAUCAACGGGGCCAUCCAGUCCAAUAACCACGAGCUGUUCAACCGCCUCCAGCAUCGCGUUGCCCACAACGGCGCUGCCCCGCCCAUCUCGUUGACUCCUCAACUACCGAAUCAAUCGUCCCCGGCCACGCCAAACGGAUAUUCAAUGUCAAAUGGCUACCAGCAGUCGUACGGCGCCUUCCAGCAGCCGCAGCAGCUACCCCACCGCCCGCAGUACUUCUUCAAGGAGAGCCCCUUUUUUGAGAUAAGGGAACUGGUGCUCGGCAAUAUAACUCUUGAAGCCUCCCCAAGCCAUCGCCAAAACUGUACGCGGUCCCUCACUCUCAACGAGAGCACAACCGCGCGGAUGAAGGGUGAUCCGACUUUGCGCUUGCUGCUCUUCUCCGCCAUGGAGCAGCCCCUCGCCCCUUACACGCGAUUGGAUAUCGCCUUCCCGAGUCAAAUAGAAGUGCGAUUGAAUGGUGAAGAGGUGAAAGCCAAUUACAAAGGUCUCAAGAACAAGCCAGGCUCGACACGUCCAGCGGAUAUCACACCUUUUGUUAGACUUUCUCCGGCGAACUACCGAAACAAUCUGCUUAUCACCUAUGCCCUAACGCAAAAGAAAUACAAUCUCUUCGUGUAUAUGGUGCGGAAGUCCUCGGUCGAAGACCUAACGAAGCGAAUCAAACAGCGCAACGUCAUUACGAAACAAUCCGUCCUGAACGAAAUGAUGAAAAAGGCCAAUGAUCCGGACAUUGUCGUUGAGUCUAGCGUCAUGUCGUUGAAAGAUCCAAUUUCCACUCUCAGAAUAACAACGCCGUGCAGGUCCACCAUUUGCACGCAUAACCGGUGCUUCGACGCAGAGUCGUUUCUCCAGUUGCAAGAGCAAGCGCCCACCUGGACCUGUCCAAUUUGCAACAAGACAAUAUCCUUCGAGGCGUUAGCCGUGGAUCAGUACGUCCAAGAGAUCCUGGAAACGGUCCCUAGGGGCACGGAUCAGGUCACGAUUGAACCAAACGGGCAGUGGUCAAGGCAGACAGAGACCUCGCCAGACCACACCAAUGGCCACACUGGAGACUACGACAGUGAAGACGAGGACUUGGUCGAGAUUUCGGAUUUCCGCCUCUCGGCGAUCAAGAGCGAGGCUGCCCCCACCCCUCAGUCCAUGACCAAUACUCCUCCGCUGCCUUCGCGGGAAGCUUCAAGCGCGCCAAGAACGGGGAGCAAGAGGACUUCAGAAGUGAUAGAUCUUACGCUAUCGGACGAGGACGAGCCACCAAGGCCAGCCAAAAAGGUAGCGUACAACACACCCAGCAGCCUUCCAGAUCCAUCACGUCGGUAUCAGUUGCCUGCUUUUGGAACACCUUCUGCCCCCAUGCGUCCCCAAGCACAAUCACACCAUAGCAUGUCUUCGAGCUUGCGAAUGGAUCCUCCUCCCCCUUCCCAGAACCACCAGUCAUACGGAGGCUACCGCCAACCGCCGCCACGUCACAGCUAUUCCGGACAGGGAACCUCAACGUACCCAACGUACAUUGACAGUUCCCCUUGAAGACCCAAGCAUUGCUCGUUGGUUUUUGUAGAAUUAUAUUGGCCUUGCUAACGCUAUCACUGGGUUGUAGGGUAGAAGAGGGCCAGGGAAUACCUGAUCCCUUGCCGACUCGGAACAAUGUUGCGCAAUAGACUGCGCAACCUGACCGGUUGGGCCUCCCCUACUUCUCCGAUAUUUCCUUGAUCUGAUGACGACUUAGCGCAAGGCGUUUUGGGGUUCCUGCACUAGAGCAAGCAAAGUCCGCGCGAUGAGGUGCCGGCUCAAACCAUGCCCUCAUGGAUGAUGCCUUAGCUUGCGUGCUUGGCACAUUGACAGACUGGGGUUAUC